GGGGUGACGACGGAGAGGAGGAGGGCUCCCCGGGCGCUUUGGACGCGGUUCAGGAAUCCGCCGCCGCCGCUCGCGGCUCGGGCGGAGCGGGGAGGGCGCCAGGCAGCACCGAUCGCUCGCUCGCUCGCUGGCCGGGGCGGCGCCCGCCUGGCGCCUCUUCUCGCCGGGUGUGCGAACCGGCGGGGCCGGGCCGCGCCGCGCCUCCCUCUUGCCUUCCCGGGGGAGGGCGCGGAGCCGGGGCCCCGGGGGAGCUGGUUCCGCUGAGCCCCAGGCAAAGUUGCGAGCGGAUGCUGCCGGCGCCGGACCCCAGCCGCGGAGAGUCGGACCCGCCCCCGCCGGAGGAGGCUCAGGGGCUGCGGAUGAGGGCGUCCCCCACCUGAAGACAACGAGCCCGUCCUGAGUGACGCCCCGGAGCUGAGUGCCCACGGCCCCACCCUUCCCCAUGGAGAAAGGACUUGCUUUGCCCCAGGACUGCCGCGACUUUCUGCACAGUCUGAGGAUGAGGAGCAAAUAUGCCCUUUUCCUGGCUUUUGUGGUGGUGGUUUUUGUCUUUAUCGAAAAGGAAAAUAAAAUCAUAUCAAGGGUCUCGGACAAGCUGAAACAGAUCCCCCAGUCCCUGGUAGAUGCCAACAGCACUGACCCAGCCCUGGCCUUGGCUGAGAACGCAUCCCUCCUGUCCCUGAGUGAGCUUGAUUCGGCCUUCACGCAGCUGCAGAGCCGCCUGCGAAACUUCAGUCUGCAGCUGGGCUUGCAGCCCGCCCAGGAGACCCAGGGGCAGGUGGGGGAGGAGGAGCGGCUCCCAGGCCCCGUGGAGCCCCGACCCCGGCGCCACGUCCUUCUCAUGGCCACUACGCGCACUGGCUCCUCUUUCGUGGGUGAGUUCUUCAACCAGCAGGGCAACAUCUUCUACCUCUUCGAGCCCCUGUGGCACAUCGAGCGCACGGUGUCCUUCGAGCCGGGAGGCGCCAGCGCAGCCGGCUCGGCCGUGGUCUACCGCGAUGUGCUCAAGCAGCUCUUCCUGUGCGACCUGUACGUGCUGGAGCAUUUCAUCAGCCCCCUGCCUGAGGACCACCUGACCCAGUUCAUGUUCCGCCGCGGCUCCAGCCGCUCGCUCUGCGAGGACCCCGUGUGCACGCCCUUCGUCAAGAAGGUCUUCGAGAAGUACCACUGCAAGAACCGCCGCUGCGGCCCGCUCAACGUGACGCUGGCCGCCGAGGCCUGCCGCCGCAAGGAGCACAUGGCGCUCAAGGCCGUCCGCAUCCGGCAGCUGGAGUUCCUGCAGCCCCUGGCCGAGGACCCCCGGCUGGACCUACGUGUCAUCCAGCUGGUGCGCGACCCCCGGGCCGUGCUGGCCUCCCGCAUGGUGGCCUUCGCCGGCAAGUACGAGACCUGGAAGAAGUGGCUGGCCGAGGGACAGGACCGGCUGAGAGAGGAGGAGGUGCAGCGGCUGAGGGGCAACUGUGAGAGCAUCCGCCUGUCGGCGGAGCUGGGCCUGCGGCAGCCAGCCUGGCUGCGGGGCCGCUACAUGCUUGUGCGCUACGAGGACGUGGCCCGCAGGCCCCUGGAGAAGGCCCGGGAGAUGUACCGCUUUGCAGGCAUCCCCCUGACCCCGCAGGUGGAGGACUGGAUCCAGAAGAACACCCAGGCGUCCCGGGACAGCAGCGGCAUCUACUCCACGCAGAAGAACUCCUCCGAGCAGUUCGAGAAGUGGCGCUUCAGCAUGCCCUUCAAGCUGGCGCAGGUGGUGCAGGCUGCCUGCGGCCCCGCCAUGCACCUCUUCGGCUACAGAUUGGCGCAGGAUGCCGCCUCCCUCACCAACCGCUCUGUCAGCCUGCUGGAGGAGCGAGGCACCUCCUGGGUCACGUAGGGGCCUGGGGCCACAUGCAACCCUCCUCAUGAAAGUGCCGCCCUGCCUUCCUCACCCAGGCCAGCUGUGAGCUGGUGGCGCUUGCAGAGGAUGGCGGGUCGCCCCGCUGGGAGCAGGCGCCCCCUGCUGUAGAAGUAGCCCCCAGGCAGCUCGCUCCCCCACCAGGGCCGUGGGCUGGGGUUUCUUGCUGAGAACAGGACAGUGCCCUGCCCCCUUGAGGGCCAUCCAACCAAGACCCAUGGGGCAGGCCCAGCCUAUUGACAGUGUGUCUCUCUCACACACAUGCACACACACAUGCACGCAGAAACGCACCUGAAGCUGAAGCACACAUAAAUGCCUGUAGACCUCGUGGGCCACAGUCCAAACCUUUAACAGCGAGAAGGGGCUGUGAGCACUGAGCACAGUCCCUGGAUUUCUGUACAACGCACUGUGGAUUCUGGGUGGGCCCCUCUGUAAAGGGCUACAAAAGGCACACGCAGGCACAGGAAUGAGUACUGCAUGCACACCACACGUGGGAAACAUCAUAAAAACACAAUCCCACACACACGCAUAUGUGGACACACAAGCUUUCCCACUGCUUUAGGCCCACAGGGUUUAUCUGUAUCACACACUUGAGAGGAGCUUUUAGUUAUGUGGGAGCAGGGGAAGGAAAUACGGCCUCGGCCACAGCCCCGCUCUCGGACUGGGUUGGGAUGAACAGUGGACACAGAACUGCCGAGUCCAUACCCCGUGUCCGCGUGGAGUCUCAGGGCUGCCUCCGCUGGCCCGUCCACGUCCUCACUGCUGGCAGGCAGGAUAUUCUGAAAUGGUGCUGUUGAUCCUCACGUGACUGCAGCCCCAAGUCCCCAUCCCAGCUUGGCUGGUGUCCUAGCGCGGGUCCGUAUUUGAAGGCCACCUCAGGCCAGACUGGCAGGAGCAGCUGUGAUCCCUGGAAGCAACAGGCACCUCACGGGUCCCGCAGCUUCCAACCAGGCCCCUGUGGGGCAGGGCCCGGUGGCAGUCCAGGGUGCUCCCGGGGGAGAGGUCCCAUCGGGAUAGCCCCUCCCCUGAGAAGACAGGGAGAGAUCAGCCCCCUGGUUCGUAGCCAGAGUUACAUGGUUAGUGUCUGGAAUUCCUCCUUUAGGGCUCCGGGAAGAGUAUUGCUUAACUUGGGAUGGGCUUGGUAUUUGUUUUCUGUUUUUUGGGGGGGUGGUUAGGGUAUUUAUGGCUUGGUGUUUUGUUUUGUGGCUGUGUUUUCAUUUUUGUUUCUGCCGAAGUGCCUCUUGGAAGCAACCUGCGCCCGAGGGGCUGGGGCUCUGGGAGGGCUAGGGAAGUGCUCUGGCUCUUGCUGGAGGCAGAGGAGGAGGAGGAAGAGCUUCCUUCCAGAAGGAGCAAAGCCUAGGUGGCCACGCGACGGCCCACCGGGCUCUUCUGUCUCAACGCCACGUGAAAGGAGUCUCAGAAACCACCAGCAUCCUUUGGCCCCUGUCCAGGAGCAGCACAAAUGAGCAGCCCUCACCCCUGCCCCGAGAAGAGGCCAGAUUAAAUCUCUCUCCCAGGCCCGACCACACUUCCUGAGGGGUCAGGGCCCACGACCAAGCAGCAAUGUCCCCAAAGUGGAAGGCUUUCCCCACUCCCAACCCAAGCCGAGGAGCAAAGCUCAGCCCCAUCUCAGAACUUGCAGGAAGCUGUGACAGUUCACUGAGGGCAGUUUCUGAUUUCCUGGACGACCUCUCCGUCCGAGCCGUCCCGCUCGCUGUCAAACCCAGGGGGCUGCGUUUCGGCUUGAGGAGUGUGCACGAGAGGGAAGAACAGGCUCUGAGUCCCCCUGGUGUUGCCGUGGGGAAGGAAGGGGCGUGUCCGGCUGGAAACUGCCUUUUGAAAAGGUGAGGAUGGUAGCCAUCUACGGGAUCCAUUAUAAUCAACGUACUUGAGCUGCUGGGUCUGCAUCACCAUGGACUUCAGUCAUUCCCGGAGGUCUCCAUUCUAGGUUUCCCAGCCCAAGAAUAAGUUGUGCAGGGAGCUGGCUCGAAUUUGGGGUCCAAAUGGACUCCAGCCCUGAGAACUUGACAGAGGGGGGCCAGGAUUUUUCUGGCAGGCCCAGAAGUCCCAGCAGUUCUUCCCCAGCCCCUGCCCCGCUCCCUGUGCUGCUCCCUGCGCCGACCCAGGGCCGGCAGGGGCACGCUCCUCGGUCCAGGGUUCUUCCUGGGUCCUCCCAGUGUGAACAGCAGACUUCCUGCUUUCCAUGUGCAGGGCCAAGGCCUCCACCCUGAGCUCUGGAGACCUUUGGGACUUCUCAGGACAUUGGCAGUGUGUACUCUGCCAGUCGACUUGAUUUAUUUAUUUUGUGAAAAAGAAGAGACAGAAAUGCAUGAUUGUUUGCAGGGACUCAAAGCUGUACCCAAAUCAAGAAAGACAAACUAAUAAUAAUAGAAACUGUGCACUCGCCCCACACAAGGACACUGCGGGACGAUUCAGAAUACAAGAGGGAACCAAACCAAGACUGUGAGAGUCAUGGUGGUCCCAAGCUUUUGUUUGAGGAGGUUCCUUCGUUUGCUCUUGUUGAUUCGAAGAUGCAACAGAAAGGCCCUUUUCUGCUGUACAGCCUUCACCCAGGUGCCUGAAACAUGACACAACCUGAGUAAGCGUUGCCUUGGGGCCCUGGGGGCUUGGGGAAGGGCAGGGUGGGGUGACUGCUGCCUUUCCGUGACCGUGACCGGGGCCUGGUCGGAGCCCUGCCGUUGGGGUUUUCGGCAUGGAACUUUGCUGGGGAAGGCGGUCUGGCCAGAGGCUAGUGCCUUCCUUUCCAGAAUUCUCUGCUGCUGGGGAGCCACCAAGGUCCACCUGCCCGGAGACAGAGGGAGCAGCUGAGGCCUCGCCUCACAGUGGCUGGCUUCCCCAGAACAGGAGGCCCAUUCAGCAGUGCACACUUACUCAUUUUUUUCUUCUUCAAGAAGAUCCCUUUAGCCUGGCCUAUAUAAAUAGCUCCGAACAUUCCAGACCGUGGUGAGACGGGGCAGUGUCUGACAGCCGCUGGCCAUCGUGGCCACUGCCCAUUUCUGGCUUCUCUUCUGUGCCUUGUUUGUGAACCUUGGCGUGGAUGAGGGCACAGGGGAGAAGGGUCGGUGGGGGCAGCUCUGUCACACGCCCCCACAGGCUAUCACUGAUUUAUUGCUGAGAGGCAUGAGGAAUUCUAGGCUUGUCCCUUUAUGUGAUGCACACUUGAAAAUAAAUGACUAAAUGAACAGAACAAAACUGUUCAAAAUGAAGAAUUGACUCCCUACCUGCCAGCACCGUCAGACAGAGGCCAGUCUAACGGGGCGGCUGCUGACCAAACCCCCAAGAACAGAAGCCACCCACUCCAGCCACGAUGGUGGCAUCUCUCCCUGCCACCUCUGCCAUCUAUCUGACAAUAGAACAAGUUCCAGCAGGAGGUCAGAGGGUCCCUGACCCUGCAAGUCUCUUCCGGCCCUGGGGGACCCUCCCACUCCAGGGUCUGUCUUCGCUGGCUGUGGGGCCUGUCCUUAGAUAGCCCUGAAUUGUGAGGGACAAGAGCAGAAGACCCGGUGGCUGUGUCCCCCAGGAGACCCUCCCACUCCAGUCCCUGAAGGCUGAGUGCAGUGGCGGGUCUCAGAAGGGCGGUUCCUGAGUCAGGAAGAGCUACGGAGAGAGGAGGCUGGGGGAGCGGAGGCCUGCAGAACUCAAAAGGGUCUUGUCAGUCUGUACAUACUGAAAGGAGCAUCCGCUGAAAUCCAGGGGCCUCAGCUUCCUGAGUUCACUCAUGAAGACUCCCAGGAUGUGGUCUAGCUGGACAGGAGGGAGGAGGCCCGGGGUUUCCUGAAUGCAGCCUCGAUGCCUCUCCACCGCCACGGUUUCAGGAAUAGUUGGAGCUGCUCUUGACCUCAAAAGGACAAGCAGAACUGUUGACUUCAGAUGUCUUAAGAGCUUCAAGAUCCUUGGUCUCGUGUCCUUUGUCAUUCCAUGACUGUGCCCGGGGAACCAAUCAGUUACGUGUUUCCAAGGGUACGGUCACGCGCCAUCCACCUGAGCCUGGCUCAUACCGUACUCAGAUAUGCUGUCUGGAAAAUGAAAUGCCCAUGUCCCUGCUUCCUCUAACACCGGGCCUGGCCUGGGUGACCCUGAGUCCCCCUCUCAUCUGUGUGCUUUGGACCAAGUCUGCAUGGCUCCCCCGCUCCCUCCUGGAUCCUGCAAGCUGUCUUUUUGCCAAGACCUCGCCUCGUGUCAUGUUUCCUGGCCACAUGGUACAGGACACUCCUUGCAUGGCCAUGUGUGGCUGUGAUGUGUACAUAUGUGUCCACAUGUGUGUAUGUGUAGCGUGCAGUUCAUUCAGCUCGGCCUCAUUGCUCCCGGCCCCGUGCCAUCGAUGUCCCAGACGACCUCGCCAUGGCUCCAGUCCGCCGUCUCCUGGGAACAAGGGAGCUGCCCUUCAGAGAGCUGGCAGCCACCACCGGUCAGGGUCUGCUUUGUGGAACAGAAUGUGAACCCAUCACUUGAUGGCUUACUUGACUUAUUUAAUUAAAAAUGAAACGUGCAGUGAGCAAAAUGUGAAGUGUGUC
Molecule: messenger RNA, 6423 nt
Organism: Artibeus jamaicensis (Jamaican fruit-eating bat)
Lineage: Eukaryota; Metazoa; Chordata; Mammalia; Chiroptera; Phyllostomidae
Gene: CHST3
Product: carbohydrate sulfotransferase 3
Exons: 3
Coding region: 443-1867 (474 amino acids)
Biological process (GO): carbohydrate metabolic process; N-acetylglucosamine metabolic process
Cellular component (GO): Golgi membrane
Molecular function (GO): N-acetylglucosamine 6-O-sulfotransferase activity; chondroitin 6-sulfotransferase activity
Source: RefSeq, a predicted model, not a curated record